AUGAUUUUUAAAUUUUUAUUAGUUAGUUUUUGUAUUGUUCAUUUAUCAUCAUCAAGACAUCGUAGUUUAUCCAAUAGAUUAGCAAGUUAUCGUAAUGAACGUAGAAAUUCAUUAUCAUCAUUGGCAUCAUCAUUUAGUUCAUCUGAUGCAUCUAUACCAACAUGGUCAGGUGGACAAUUUGAAUGGCCAUGUGAAACAACAAAGUUACUUUAUAAAAAUGGUGGUAAUUUUAAUAAAAAAAAUAUUAUUGCAACAAGAGGUGCUAUGUACAAAGAACAUGCAUAUCUUGCUUUACCAAGAUUUAAAUCUGGAGUACCAGCAACACUUGCACGUGUAUCAACACAUCCAAAGGAUGGAUCAUCAAAGCUAGAACCAUUUCCUUGUUGGGCACUUCAAGAAGAAGGAAAUUGUAAUGCAUUACAAAGUGUCAUUGAUGUUUUUCUUGAUCCAUAUAAUAUUUUAUGGGUUCUUGAUACUGGUAUUGUUAAUUCACUUGAGUCACCAGUUCGUACAUGUUCACCAAAAGUUGUUGCAAUUAAUCUUGAAACUGGAAAGAUGGUAAAAACAGUUCAAUUAAAAAGUUUAGCUGAUGAUAUAUCAAGAUUACAAUAUGUCAUUGCUGAUUAUGGUCAAGAUGGACGUGUAUUUAUUUAUGUUACUGAUGCAGCAAAUAAUGCAAUAUUGGUGUAUGAUGUAUCAUUUGGUGGUGGAUAUCGUGUAACAUUACCAGAUGAUAUGGCUUUUGGUGGACAAAAACGUGAUAUAUUAUAUCCAGUAUUGUUACGUUUACCAGAUGCUACAACAGCACUUGUAUUUUCAUAUUUUGGUAGUUCAAGAAUGUUUUCAAUACCUUGUAGUUAUUUGCAAAGUGGUUGUGCUAAUGGUAAAAUUGAAGAUCGUGGAAAAAAACCGGGUAAAAUGAUUAUAAUUGGUACUGAUAAUGGUAGUGCAAUGUUCUUUAGAUAUGAAGGUAAAACAGAAAUAUAUAGAUGGGAUGCAUUGACAUCAUUUUGUAGUGAAAAUUUUCAAAAAGUAUCAAAUGGUGAUGAAUAUGGUUGCUCACUUGCAAUGCAUGUUUUUCCUGAUUAUGAGAUUAAUGGAAUGAGAAUUUUAGCAGCUAAUUUUCCAGAUUUUAUAAAAGGUACUGUUGGUUGUGGUGUUGAUCAUUCAUUAUCAAUAGAUGAGUGUGAUAGACUCUGGGUACUUGAUACUGGACGUGUUGAUGGAAAAAGAAUUUGUCCAGCUCAAUUGCUAGUUUUUAAUUUAAACAAUGACAGAUUAAUAGAAAGAAUUAUAAUUGAUGAUCAUAUAUCUGUUAAUGAAUUUACUGGUCUUGGAUUUUUGGUAACGCCAAUUGUAACAACAUCUGGAAACCAAUGCCAAGAGACUCGUUUGUUGAUGAUAUUUAUAAUAAAAAUAGUCGAAAUAAAUACAAUAAAAAGUGAAAAUUUAGAAACAAUUGCUGAAUGGAAAUUGCUUGAUUUUAAUUUACCAUAUGAUGAAGAAUUUAUGAAUAAUUAUAAUCGAAAUAAUAUUGUACCAACUGGUAUUGAAGUAUCAUGGAAUAAAAUAUUUAUAGCGACACCAAGAUUAAAGUCUGGUGUACCAUCAACAAUAAGUUUUAUAUCAAGAAAUAAAAAAUCAAAUAAUGGACAAAAACUUGAAGCAUAUCCAAAUUGGAGUUAUCAUCAAGCUGGUAAAAAUAAUUUUAGCUGUACUGGUUUAAUAUCAGUAUACAGAAUGAGGCUGGACAGUUGUAAUCGUAUUUGGAUACUUGAUAGUGGUAUUAAUACAUCAAUUGAUGAUUUUCAAUCAGUUUGUCCACCAAAAAUACUUAUAUUUGAUCUUAAAACAGAUCAGCUAGUUAGACAAAUUAAUUUUCAAAAAGAUGCUGUUAGACUUAAUUCAUUGUUUACUAAUUUAAUUAUUGAUGAAACAGAUGCAAAUACAUGUGAUGAUGUUUUUGUUUAUAUCAGUGAUACAACUGGACCCGGUCUUGUUGUAUUGGACGGUCGAAAUGAUAAAAGCUGGAGAUUUCUUCAUGCUUCAAUGCUUCCUGAUCCAUAUGCUGCUACUUACCAAAUUGGACAAGAUAUAUUUGAGUUGUUUGAUGGAAUAGUUGGUCUUGCAUUUUCACCACGUCAACGUAAACUUUAUUAUCAACCAUUGGCAACAGAUCGUUUAUUCAGUGUUUCAACAUCAUCACUUAAAUCAGGUCCACCAGGUUUUAAUGAACAAUUACCAGUUGAACUUGUCGGUAGAAAAUCAAGUCAAGGUCUUGGUAUUGCUGUUGAUCCACGUGAUGAUACAAUUCUUUUUUCACCAUUAACUGAAACUGCUAUUGCCACUUGGAAUCCUCAUACUGCUCAUCACAGAAUUAUUGCAUACAGUCCAAUUGCUCUGCAAUUUGUUGCUGAAGUUAGAUGGAUUGAUCGUGACAAUGGUAACACGUGGAUUUUAUCAUCAAGAUUUCAAAAAUUUUUUCUACAAAAUGUCAAUCCAAAUGAUAUUAAUAUUAGAAUUAUGAGAAUUGUACAAAAUAUACAGUAUCAGCCAUACUAUAAUACAUAUAAUUUAUACAACAAUACACUUGUUAAAUAAAAGCAAAUAAUUAUA
Molecule: messenger RNA, 2616 nt
Organism: Aphidius gifuensis
Lineage: Eukaryota; Metazoa; Arthropoda; Insecta; Hymenoptera; Braconidae
Exons: 8
Coding region: 1-2601 (866 amino acids)
Cellular component (GO): extracellular region
Source: RefSeq, a predicted model, not a curated record